Molecule: messenger RNA, 2850 nt
Organism: Mya arenaria
Lineage: Eukaryota; Metazoa; Mollusca; Bivalvia; Myida; Myidae
Exons: 9
Coding region: 84-1253 (389 amino acids)
Source: RefSeq, a predicted model, not a curated record
UGUUAAGUAUAUCAUAGGGAUAAUCAGUCGCAUAUCCUCCUUGUUACAUUGCUCGCUAAAGAUGCAGGAAAGCACGAAACAAUAUGUUAUUAGCUUAUUACGAUAACAUUAAGUAUAGGCAAAAAGGAAGGAUGUUAGCUCUGAGGAAAACACUAAAUAAGUUUUACUUUGAUCUUACCUUUAAUAUUAACGCCAUGAAGGCGGUGCUACUGAUGGCUGUUAUUGCCUCGGACUUAUUAUUACUAUUUGAUUGCAAAGUUUCAGACCAACACGUUGUGGAAAGCAAGAACAGCAGUAUAGUUUUCAGCAACUGCACACUUCUUCCCAGUGAUGUCGGGACGUUAGACUCACUCAUCAUCCGCGAUCUUUAUUCCUUAGGUAACUCUACUGUGAUUGUGAUGCUGAACGACAGUCUGGCAGGAGCCUUUAAACUAAGCCUAGAAUCGACAAUGUCCAGCUUGGAAAGUGUACAGCAGCCUAAACUUAGGUCGACGUAUUUGACAAAUAGAACAAACAACACAACCAUUUGGCUUGAACGAACCAGAAAAUGUCUAAAGGUAGGGUAUAAACAAGAGUUAUCACAUGCAAGAAUGAUUCUGUGUAAAAGUACAUAUAUCAACAUCACGGCUUUGUAUUUUGGGGCGCAGAACGGACAGUUCGAAUAUGAAUGGCAUGGGAAUGGGAUUGACGAUAUUGAUUGUUCCAAAAACACGUCUCGUGAUUUGAAUGGAAUGUAUACCAAGCUGAAUCCUGUUCGGCACAAGACAAAGAAUGCUAAACAAAGUGAUAGUACCAUUCUGCAUAAUCAAGAUGGACAACCAAACGCGUCCAACAACACAGACGACGGCCCAACACACACAGGACUGAUUAUAACGAUGUGUGCUCUAGCAUUUAUUGUUGCGUUGUCAGCUGUUGUGGGAAUUGUCAUGUUCAAGCGAGGUCAAAUUGUAUGGACAGGCUUUCACGGAGCAGGAACUGACACUGAACAAAUCCAUAAGCUGCCAUCUGCUGCCACGCUGAAAACGCAAAAUUGGUCAAGUAUUAACAGCAGUUACCGUUUCCAUCACUACGAGGAUGUUGAAGAUGAUCAGAAGUACGAAAGCAUUGAUCCAGUAAGAAACGAACACCAGUACCGCACUGUCUGGACAGUGGACCAAUCCACCGACUACAAUGAUCUAGGUCCAAGAACGGACAGUCAUAAGUAUAAAUCUUUGUGCGCCGCACCAAAGAUAUCUCCAAACAAGCCAUGGUGAAUGUGUUUGGGCAGUCAUUUGGAAAGCAUGCAUGUGCGCCAAACCUUCAACGACACUACAUCAGUGUGUGUAUACCACGUGAUACAUUACGUCAUAUAUGCUACGUCGGAAGGCAAUAUUUGUAAUUGUCCAAGUUGAAUUUUUAUUUUGAUAUAGGAGAAAAGUUUUAAAAUAAGCCCGAAAUGCACCAUUUCGGACUAGAAAUUGUUACAAUGUCUUGGGGAAUACCCUCACACUGCCAACACUUGCCAACAAACUCGGUUCUGAGUAAGGGGCGCAAGUCCAAAGGUUACGCUGCUAAGUUACACCCCUUCUAACGUCAAAUCCUGGACCCGCCCCUGCAUGCUUAAAGUUAAUAGUUAGCAUACAUAACUAUGAAAACUUCCAGGACAAUCAAAGAUUAAUUUACUAUUUCUUUAUCGUUUUAAAUGAAUAAUUAAUGAAUCAAUGAAUGAGUACGGGAACGUGCGUGCGUGCGUGCGUGCGUGCGUGCGUGCGUGCACGUGCGUGCGCAUGUGUGUGAGUGCUGCCAAGACAAUUUACGCAUUCCUGUUUUCGACUGUGAAUACAAUUAUGUAUGUAUACAUAUGAAAACAAGUUUUCAUUUGUAAAGAUAAAUACCCGAUACCAUUCCGAGACUUUACACGGUCUAUGUACAUAACAACUUUUAUUGAACAUUAUGAUUUUUUUGGGUGCAAGUCUUCUUGAUCUGCUUGAAUUUUAACUAAGGGCGUUUUUGUUGAUACCAAACCAGUUUCAGUUUUGGUGUCAAUGGUUUCAUCAGUUUCGAACUCGGUUUUGAUAGUUUGGCUUGAAGUAACCAAUGCAUGGUUUUGUGUACAGUUUAAACAACAUGGAGGAGCUACUGCAUGUAGCCAUUAUUUCCAAUUAUAAAUAUAACCUUUAUCAUUUAGCUCAUUUGCCCAUUGUAAAGCAUUGUUAUCAAAGGGAUUGAGUUUCAACAAACGUGGUUGAUCACCUUCCGCCAUGUUGGUUUCAAAGUAAACUAGUUUUCGGAUGGAACUAACCGAUGAAACCGCCUCCGGUAGGGGUUUCAAUAGUUUCGACAACCGGUUUCGUUUUUCGUUAAAAAAAACGAUAAAACUGGUUUUGGAUUUAUUUGAAACUGUAACAACAAAUGCACAGUUCGUGAAACCGAAAUAAAACCGAAACCAGUUUAUAACCAACAAAAACGCCCUUAGUAUAACAAAGUGUAUAAAUUCACUCAAUUUGAAACAAACCAAGACAGCAAGUAUGUCCAGGAGUAUCGUGCGUGUGUUAUACCGUUUAUAUGUAGUAUCUAGACCAAUUAUAUACCUUAAAGAAUCAUCAGAUGUUUUCCAAAAUUAUCAGUUAUUUUGAAUAUGUAUAAUGUUAUUCAUCUUAUAAACUAUACUUGAUGUAUAUGUAAAUUUGAUUUAUCAUUUGCUUUUUCGUAUUAAAGUGUAAAAGUAUAUAUAUACUUGUAUUCCUUUUAUUUUUUAUUAAAACUGUGUUAUUCAUAUAUAUGUGUGCAUGAAUUUGAUCACGGGUGAUGUUGACAUUAUCAAAUAUGUAUCGAUCGUUAUAUUUUCAUGAAUAAACUUUUAUUUUUCUU